This is a messenger RNA of Cucumis sativus (cucumber), 1917 nucleotides long. RefSeq names its product glycosyl hydrolase 5 family protein. Lineage: Eukaryota; Viridiplantae; Streptophyta; Magnoliopsida; Cucurbitales; Cucurbitaceae. The record is from RefSeq and is a predicted model, not a curated record. Gene Ontology annotation, molecular function: hydrolase activity, hydrolyzing O-glycosyl compounds. The transcript is spliced from 3 exons. The coding region runs from base 225 to 1844 and encodes 539 amino acids.
GUUCAUUCAAAAAGGUAAACCAAGCCUAAAGAUUAUUAUUUAUGAUAUGAUCCCUCAAUGCAGAAAAAGCCUGUUGAGUUUUUAAAUUCCACAACACAAAGUUGGCCAACAACCUCCCAUAUUAACUUCUUUCUUGCCUUUGUUGAUACCCACAAAUAUUUGCUUCAAGCACUAUAAAAAAUGGCUUUGGAGUACACCAAAUUUCUCCUUUGUAGAAAAACCCAAUGGAAAUCACUACUCAAUUCGGCUUUGUGGUUUUAGCUUUCAUCUCUUUCUUUUCAUCUCUUUCUUAUUCUUUGCCUCUUUCGACAAACGGGAGAUGGAUUGUCGACUCCGCCACCGGGCGUCGAGUGAAGCUUGUGUGCGUGAAUUGGCCUUCUCACACGCAAAGCAUGUUAAUCGAAGGCCUUGAUCGCAGACCAUUGAAAGACCUAGCAAAUGAGGUAGUGCGAUUGAGGUUUAAUUGCGUGAGGCUCACAUAUGCAACUCACAUGUUUACUCGAUAUGCUAAUAGGACAGUUGAAGAGAAUUUUGACCUUCUUGAUUUGAGAGCUGCUAAGGUGGGGUUGGCUUUCCAUAAUCCGUUUGUAUUGAAUAUGACCAUUUUUGAAGCUUAUGAAGCUGUGGUUGAUGUGCUCGGGACCAGUGGUUUGAUGGUUAUAGCUGACAAUCAUAUUAGCCAACCAAGAUGGUGUUGCUCUCUUGAGGAUGGAAAUGGUUUCUUUGGAGAUCGAUAUUUCGACACGGAAGAAUGGUUGGAAGGUCUUCGUUUGGUUGCCAGACGAUUCUACAACAAAUCAGCAGUGGUAGCCAUGAGCCUACGUAAUGAACUCCGAGGAGCAAGCUCAAAAUCGAAAGAUUGGAACAAGUACAUAACACAAGGAGCAACAACAAUCCACAACAUAAACCCAAAGAUCUUGGUAAUCAUUUCCGGUCUAAACUUCGACAACGAUCUAAGAUGCCAAAGGCAAUACCCCUUGCAACUAAACAACCUACACAACAAGCUAGUAUUUGAAGUACACUUAUAUUCCUUUAGUGGAGAAUCCCAAUCAAAGUUCAUCCAUAACCCACUCAACAAAAUUUGCUCAAAGGUCAUCAAUGGGUUUGUGGAGAGAGCUGAGUUUGUGAUGGAAGGAGCUGAGGCAGUUCCUUUGUUUGUGAGUGAAUUUGGGUUGGACCAAAGGGGAGUUAAUGAGGCUGAUGAUAGGUUUUUGAGUUGCUUUAGUGCUCAUCUUGUUGAGAAAGAUUUGGAUUGGGCAUUAUGGGGUUGGCAAGGGAGCUAUUAUUAUAGACAGGGUAAAGUAGGACCUGAAGAAGUGUUUGGAGUUUUGAAUUACAAUUGGAGUGAUGUUAGAAACCCUCAUUUUUCUCAGAUGUUUCAACUCUUGCAAACCAUGUUACAAGAUCCAAAUUCCAAUUCCUCAAACACUUACGUGAUGUAUCAUCCACAAAGUGGGCAAUGUGUCCUAGUGCAAGACAUGAAACAUAUGCAAAUUUAUCUCAACGAUUGUUCAAAUGCAAGCCAUUGGAGUUAUGAAGGAGAUGGAACUCCAAUAAUGUUGGCAUCCACUAAUUUUUGUCUAAAAGCCAGUGGAGAUGGGCUUCCACCAUCACUCUCAAGGGAUUGUUUUGGUGAACAAAGUGUUUGGACAGCCAUUUCAGAUUCUAAGCUUCAUUUGGCCACACUAACAAAGCAAGGCAAUAACGGUAUGUGUUUAGAGAAAGAGAGCUCAAAUUCUAGUAGGAUUUUGAUGAGGAGUUGCGUUUGUGUUGGUAAUGAUUCAAAUUGUUUACAAGAUACUCAAGCUCAAUGGUUUCAACUUGUUGUUACAAAUACUUUGUAAAUUGUUCACAUGGGGAGAUGAAAUGGUGAAAUAAGAAAGUGGGAUUAUUUAGUUUCAAUUAUUUGUUUCAUGA